Verticillium dahliae VdLs.17 is the source of this 537-nucleotide messenger RNA. RefSeq lists its product as uncharacterized. NCBI's taxonomy places the organism in Eukaryota, Fungi, Ascomycota, Sordariomycetes, Glomerellales, Plectosphaerellaceae. Bases 1 to 537 code for a protein of 178 amino acids. The transcript has a single exon. The record is from RefSeq and is a predicted model, not a curated record.
AUGCCAUGGUGUAGGCCAUACGGCACACACAGGCGCGCGCGGCGAACUUCGGACGGCUGCGGCAACCACGAGCACGAGGCUGUGAGCGCCGCCAAGAGUCAAACAUCGGCAUUUGCUGGGUGCCGCGCCACGAUUUCUCGAGUAAGGAGAGACCUGCUCAGAUGCCCCGUGCUGGUCGGCUCUUCAUCUCCUAAUCUCUCUCUCAUCUCUCUCAUAUCAACUUACCUUACUCAUCUCCUGAUAUAUGUCAUCGGGGACCAGGGAGUGAUCGAGGCGCGGCCGGGGAACGGUCGUCCCUCGUCCCGGCACGGCAUAGAAGGCCGGCAGAGCUUCGAGCCUCCCUCUCUAGCUCUCUCCACCCAGCCUUCGAGCUUCCCAGGCCCUGCUGCACCCACCGCGUGCCCAAGCUUCCUCGACGUGCGACAGGCACCAGGCACGAAGAACCAGUCCGAGCGAAAUGGAACUGAAUCUCCCCAAUGGGCCCUGAAUGGUGAUGGGCCCCCCCUCCCCCGUUUGCUUCCUUCCCAAGUGAGGUAA